This is a messenger RNA of Falco peregrinus (peregrine falcon), 31529 nucleotides long. It is a transcript of the gene OBSCN, whose product is annotated as obscurin, cytoskeletal calmodulin and titin-interacting RhoGEF. NCBI's taxonomy places the organism in Eukaryota, Metazoa, Chordata, Aves, Falconiformes, Falconidae. The coding region runs from base 1 to 30012 and encodes 10003 amino acids. The record is from RefSeq and is a predicted model, not a curated record. Gene Ontology annotation, molecular function: ATP binding; protein binding; protein kinase activity. Gene Ontology annotation, biological process: protein phosphorylation. The transcript has 118 exons.
AUGGAUUACAGCUCGUUCAGUGGAGUCCCCCGGUUCUUGACCCGCCCUAAGGCGUUUAUGGUGUCUGUGGGGAAGGAUGCCACCUUGAGCUGCCAGAUCAUUGGAAACCCCGUCCCGGUUGUGAGCUGGGAAAAGGAUAAACUUCCAGUCCAGUCUGGGGGAAGGUUUAAAACCACAGAAGAUGGGGAUCUCUAUCGGUUAACGAUCUAUGAUCUGAGCCUGGAAGAUAGCGGCCAAUAUAUCUGCCGGGCCAAGAACACCAUCGGGGAAGCUUUUGCAGCUGUCAGCAUCAAAGUUGGAGAGGAGACCACGGUAACGGAGUCAGCCCCAUACUUCAUCCAGAAACCCUCCUCCAUCAAAGUAACACUGGGAGAAGAUGUCAUGUUCAAAUGCAAAGUCCAGGGCAGCCCUCCCCUCUCUGUGAACUGGGAGAAGGAUGGGAGACACCUACGGAACCGGGCUGAUGCUGGACGCUUCCAGAUUGAGUCUGCUGGGGAGUCAAACGCUCUCACCAUCCAGCGUGCCCAGCUGGGGGACAGCGGCACCUACACCUGCCGGGCAGAGAACCCCAUCGGCUCUGCCAGCGCUUCAGCUGCACUGGUGGUGGAAACGCAGGGCUCUUCCAACCCGGGCAGCAGCAGCCACUUUGAUACCAGCUGCGGCAAGACAGCAUCCUUGUUGUCUCACUUGCAGAAGAGGCGGGAGGAGAUCAGGAAGAUGGAAAUCUCCCAUGGGGCUCUUGAUUUAACAUCUGCCACAGCAGAAGGGUUGUCUGGCAUUGGUUACAGCCUCUCCCGGGAUUAUGAGAGGGCAGCUGGACUUAGCACAAAAGGGGCCCACAACGCAACUUUUGGGACACUGACACGCAUGUGCAGCGUGACAGAGGGGAAGCACGCCAAGCUGAGCUGCUAUGUGACGGGCGAGCCCAAGCCAGAGAUUGUGUGGAAGAAAGACAACGAGGUUAUUACGGAAGGGCGGCGGUAUGUCAUCUAUGAGGAUGAUCAGGAGAACUUUGUGCUGAAGAUCCUCUUCUGCAAGCAGAUAGACAACGGGCUGUACACCUGCACAGCCUCCAACCUGGCAGGCCAGACGUACAGCUCCGUGCUUGUCACAGUCAAAGAACCUGCAAUACCCUUCAAGGAAAAACUGAAGGAUCUUGAAGUGAGGGAGAAGGAAUCUGCCACCUUCCAAUGUGAAGUGCCUGUUCCUAGUACAGAGACAGCUUGGUUCAAGGAGGAAACCAAACUCCGGCAGAGCAAGAAAUACAACAUUGAAGAAGAGGGCACUUAUCGCCGGCUUACUGUUCAGAAUGUCACCACGGAUGAUGAUGCUGUCUAUAUCUGUGAGAUGAAAGAAGGCAGCAGGACUGUCGCAGAGUUGGCUGUUCAAGGGAACAUCAUUAAAAAACUUCCACGAAAGACUGCGGUCUUCAUAAACGAUACAGCUAUCUUCUGUGUGGAGCUGGACAAUGACUGCCAGAACAUCCGAUGGCUGAAAAAUAAAGAAGAAGUGAAAUCCAGCGAUCGAAUCUCUAUCACAUGCUCUGGCAAGCAACACACCAUGACUAUCCGAGAUUGUAAGAUGGAAGAUGCUGGUGAGAUUGCCUUCCUGGCUGAUGAAAGCAGGACUUCUACCCAGUUCACCGUGACCACUCCCAAAAAACCUCCCACCCAACCCCCAGCUGACCCUGUGGUGAAAAAUAAAACAGAAACCUCAGUGACGCUAGCAUGGUCCCCUCCGAAGAUGGACCGCCCCAUUCCAAUUGAUGGCUACAUCGUGGAACGCAAGAAACUGACUGGCUUUACCUGGGCGAGGUGCCAUGAGUCUCAUGUCCCUGUCCCAGAGUUCACGGUGAACAACCUGUCGGAAGAGGCUGACUAUCAGUUCCGAGUGUCUGCAGUCAACUCCUAUGGACAGAGCCCCUACCUGGAGUUCCCAGGGAGCAUGCACCUUGAACCAGUCUUGGCUGUGAAAACCCCUCUGACAACUGUUGAAGCUGUACCUGGAGGGGAUGCCCUGUUUACUGUUGACCUUACAACAACAUGUUCCGGCACUUGGUACCUGAAUGGUAAAGUCUUACAUGAAAGUGAGACCUACAUCAUUAAGAGAACCCAAACUACUCACACCCUAAUCAUAAAGAAUGUCACCAAGAACGAUGAUGGAGCAGAAGUGAAAUUUGUUGCUAAUAAUGUUGACACCAGCACCACGAUGAGAGUGAAAGGUGCUGCAGUGAGAUUUACCAACAAGAGCAGAGAUACAGAAAAAGUCUCUGUUCGGCUGCGGGAGGAUGCCAAACUUCAGGCUGAGCUUUCGGAUGCAGAGGUUACUGUGAAGUGGAUGAAGGAUGGGAAAGAGAUCAAGGGCAGUGAAAAAUAUGAACUUCAAACCGUGGGGAAAAAGCACAUCCUAAAAAUCCGCAGCACUGCAGCAGAGGAUGCUGGAGUUUAUGAGUGCAUCAGUGAAGGGGAUAAAAUGCUCUAUCAGCUUUCAGUGAAAGCACUUGCUAACUUCAUAAACAAAGAGAAGAGUGGAGGAGUUAUUAGGGCCAUUGCUGGAAAACAGGCUGAAUUUGUUUCUGAGACCUCUGAGGCCAACGUCAUGGUCAAGUGGUACAAAGAUGGCAAAGAAAUCACAGCCAGCAAGAAAUUCACCAUGGAAGAUAAAGGAAAACUGCAUAAGCUUGUGGCUUCAGCUGUGACGAAAGAAGAUGAAGGAACAUACACAUGCAAAAUUGGAGAUGACACUCUUACUUUUGACUUAAAAGUCUCAGAUGAAACUGUUAAUUUUGUCAACAAGCCCAAAACAACUCCAGAAAUAUUAGUCAGUCCUUCUGAAAACCUUGAGCUGCUGUGUGAGGUGUCAGCUGCGAGUGGAGGCGUGGUAUGGAGGAAGGAUCAAACUGAGGUGAAGCAGGACCAGAGGACAACAGUCAUCUCCCAAGGGACACACCGCAAGCUCAUCAUCAAGAAGGUGACAAAGCAAGACCAAGGGAGCUAUACCUGUGAAACGAAGGACGACAAAGUAACAUUCCAAGUCAAAGUCAGAGAGACAGAAGACGUGUUUACGAACAAGGACAAGGUACAAAAGGAAGCGAAGGCUGUACUGACACAAAACGCCACGCUGAGCUGCGAGGUGGCCCAGGAGAAGACUGAUGUGAAAUGGUACAAGGAUGGGAAACUGAUCACCUCCAGCAAGAAGUUCAAGGUGGAGUCGGAGGGCAAAUUGCGUCGCCUGGUGGUGUGUCAGGUGGAGAAGAAAGAUGCUGGGGAGUACACCUGCGAGGCUGCUGGCCAGAAACUGACCUUCAAGAUUGAUGUCACAGAAGCAGAAGAUGCCUUUAUCAACAAGGACAAAGUGAAGAAGGAGGUGAAAGCUGCACUAUCAGAAAAUGCCACGCUGAGCUGCGAGGUGGCCCAGGAGAAGACUGACGUGAAAUGGUACAAGGAUGGGAAACUGAUCACCUCCAGCAAGAAGUUCAAGGUGGAGUCGGAGGGCAAAUUGCGUCGCCUGGUGGUGUGUCAGGUGGAGAAGAAAGAUGCUGGGGAGUACACCUGCGAGGCUGCUGGCCAGAAACUGACCUUCAAAAUUGUCAUCACAGAGGCAGAAGAUGCUUUCAUCAACAAGGAGAAGGUGCAGAAGGAGGUGAAAGCUGCACUAUCAGAAAAUGCCACGCUGAGCUGUGAGGUGGCCCAGGAGAAGACUGACGUGAAAUGGUACAAGGAUGGGAAACUGAUCACCUCCAGCAAGAAGUUCAAGGUGGAGUCGGAGGGCAAAUUGCGUCGCCUGGUGGUGUGUCAGGUGGAGAAGAAAGAUGCUGGGGAGUACACCUGCGAGGCUGCUGGCCAGAAACUGACCUUCAAGAUUGAUGUCACAGGUGAUGUGUUUGAACACAAAGACAAAGUUCAAAAGGAGGUGAAGACAGUGCUGAAGGAGAAUGCCACACUGAGCUGCGAGGUGGCCCAGGAGAAGACUGACGUGAAAUGGUACAAGGAUGGGAAACUGAUCACCUCCAGCAAGAAGUUCAAGGUGGAGUCGGAGGGCAAAUUGCGUCGCCUGGUGGUGUGUCAGGUGGAGAAGAAAGAUGCUGGGGAGUACAUCUGCGAGGCUGCUGGCCAGAAACUGACCUUCAAGAUUGAUGUCACAGAGGCAGAAGAUGCUUUCAUCAACAAGGAGAAGGUGCAGAAGGAGGUGAAAGCUGCACUAUCAGAAAACGCCACGCUGAGCUGCGAGGUGGCCCAGGAGAAGACUGACGUGAAAUGGUACAAGGAUGGGAAACUGAUCACCUCCAGCAAGAAGUUCAAGGUGGAGUCGGAGGGCAAAUUGCGUCGCCUGGUGGUGUGUCAGGUGGAGAAGAAAGAUGCUGGGGAGUACACCUGCGAGGCUGCUGGCCAGAAACUGACCUUCAAGAUUGGUGUCACAGAGCCAGAAGUUGUGUUUGCCAACAAGGAGAAGGUGCAGAAGGAGGUGAAAGCUGCACUAUCAGAAAACGCCACGCUGAGCUGCGAGGUGGCCCAGGAGAAGACUGACGUGAAAUGGUACAAGGAUGGGAAACUGAUCACCUCCAGCAAGAAGUUCAAGGUGGAGUCGGAGGGCAAAUUGCGUCGCCUGGUGGUGUGUCAGGUGGAGAAGAAAGAUGCUGGGGAGUACACCUGCGAGGCUGCUGGCCAGAAACUGACCUUCAAGAUUGGUGUCACAGAACCAAAACCUGCAUUUAUAAACCAGGAAAAGGUUCAGAAGGAGGUGAAAGCUGUCCUGACGGAAAGUGCCACCCUCAGCUGUGAGGUAGCAGAGGAUGCAACUGAAGUAAAAUGGUACAAGGAUGGAAGGCUGCUUGUUUCCUCUAGGAAAUUCAAAAUAGAAACUGUGGGCAAAACCCGGCGCCUGGUUAUAGACCAGCUGGAGAAGAAAGAUGCUGGAGAAUACAUCUGUGAGGCUGCAGGCCAGAAGCUGACUUUCAAGUUGGAGAUAACUGAACCAGAGGCUAAAUUUGAAAAGAAAGUUGUCCAGAAAGAGCCUCUCAUUGUUCAGGAACAUGAAAGCAUCACACUGACUACUUCAGUAACACCUGAAACUGCUCCAGUGAAGUGGUUCAAGGAUGGAACGGAAAUCAAGGCAAGCAAGAAAUACGAGGUCAAGAGUGAGGGGGCAUGCAGGACCCUGACGGUGACCCUGGCUGAGAGCACAGACACUGCUGUGUACACAUGCCAGACAAAGAACGACAAGCAGGAAUUCAAAGUGCAGGUGAAAGAAAUCCCAGUGAAGUUUGCCAAAAAACUUGAACCUGUUAAUGCUGAGAUUGGAGGCAGCGUCUCUUUGACCUGUGACGUGAGCCACGCCAAAGGGAAGGUGAUGUGGUGCAGGAACGGAGUUGAGAUCAAGCCCAGCAAGCGUUUCCAGAUUCAUGAAGAGGGGGUCAAACGAACCCUGACAAUAACAGGCAUCCGGGCUGAGGAUGAGGGAGAGUACUCCUGUGAGUCCAGAGAUGACAAGAGCAGCAUUACCAUCACCCCCAAAGCUCCCAGAGUGGUGAAAUUCAUUACAAGCCUCAACAGCGUGGUCUCUGAGGAAGGCAACGAGGCUGUGUUCAAGUGCACCGUCUCUCCCAGUGAUGCCGUGGUCACUUGGCUCAGGAACGGUGUCAAGAUUGAAGCCAGCAAGAAGUAUGUGAUCUCGCAGAAGGAUACCAGCCACAGCCUCACCAUCACUGAUCUGACACUGGAAGAUGCAGCUGAAAUCUCCGCCAACGCUGAGGGUGUAGAAAGCAAAGCCAAUCUCAGAGUCCGAGAGGCCUCAGUUUCGUUCAAGAAGAAACUGGAGCCCAGAACGGUUCAAGAGAGGGACACAGUGACCUUGGAGGUAGAGCUGACCAAGCCUGCAGGGGUGAAGUGGAUGAGGAACAGCAUCGUAUUGAAGCCCAGUGAAAAAAUAGAGAUCAAAGCUGAGGGGACAAAGCAUACCUUGGUGGUUAAGGACAUCUCCUUUGCAGACAGGGGCUUCUAUUGCUGUGAGAGUCCUGAUGACAAGACCCAAGCCAAGAUCAAUGUGGAAAUGAGGCAGAUCAAGUUGGUGAAGGGUCUUCAGCCCCUCGAAGUCUCUGAGAAAGGGACUGUCACCUUUGAGGUGGAGGUGUCACAUGAGGAUGUGGAAGGCACCUGGCAGAAGGAUGGUGUUCGCCUGAAGCCUGCAUCAAAUGUCAGUAUUGGUGUCCUGGGGAAGAAACAUUCACUGACUCUAUCUUCGGUGACUCUUGAAGAUGCAGGACUCAUCUCCUUCAAAGCAGAGGGCAUUCAUUCAUCAGGGAGGCUCACUGUGACAGAACUGCCUGUGAGAAUCAGCAAACCUUUGGUAGACAUGGAUGUAACUCAGAAGCUCAAGGUCACAUUUGAGUGUGAGCUGUCCAGGCCCAACGUGGACGUUAAGUGGUUCAAGGAUGGGAAGGAGCUCCAGCAAAGUAAAAAAAUUGGGAUUAUUUCCCAGGGAACUAAGAGAAGCCUCAUUAUUCACAAGUGUGAAUAUGAAGACCAGGGAACCUAUACAUGUGAAGCAGCUGAAGACAAGACAUCAGCUACCCUAAAGGUUCAUGCCCGAGAUAUCAAGAUUGUUAAACCACUAGAAGAUGUGGAAGUGAAUGAAUAUGAGAGCGCGUCUUUCGUCUGUGAGAUCUCACAUGAUGAGGUCCAAACCCAAUGGUACAAAAAUGACAACAAGCUGAAGGCUACCGACAAUAUUAGAAUGCGUCAAGACGGAAAGACCUAUUCGCUGACUUACGCGCGUGUCCAAGUUGAAGAUGCAGCAGAGAUCAAAUUUGUAGCAGAAAAGGCAGAAUCUCGUGCUCAGCUUACUGUAAAAGAGCUGCCUGUAAAAAUUGUGAAGCCUUUGAGAGAUAAGAUUGCUCUUGAAAAACAUCGGGGGUUCCUGGAGUGCCAGGUGUCUCGUGCCAAUGCCGAAGUUAAAUGGUAUAAAAAGGAUGUUGAAAUUCACCCUAGUGCCAAAUACGAAAUUGUGAGUGAUGGUGUCUAUCGGAAACUCAUCAUCAACGAUGCAGAUUAUGAAGAUGAGGACACAUACACUUGUGAUGCCUUUGAUGACAAAAGCAGUGCUAAUUUCUUUGUUGAAGAGCAAUCCAUUAAUAUUUUAAAGGAGUUGUGUGAUGAGGAUGUGACUGAGCCUGAAGAAGCCAAGUUUGAAUGUGAGAUAUCCAUUCCAUCCGUGAAACCUCCCAAAUGGUCUCUACGUGGGGAAAUCUUACAGGCUGGCAGAAACAUUAUCAUGCAGCAAGAAGGCACCAUCCACAGGCUGACAAUACUGAAGACUAGUGCCGAUAUGACAGGCACCAUUCAGUUCUCCAUUGGGAAAUCAAAAUCCACAGCAAACCUGCUAGUCAGAGAUUACCACAUACAGAUCACCAGGAAGAUGGAGGACAAGACCGUUCUGGAGCGCCAUUCAGUCAUCCUGUCCUGCGACUUCAGGCCUUCUCCAAAGAUUGUGAAAUGGUUCAAGGGCCACGUGCCCAUUGAACCCUCCGAGAAGUACAAAAUUAAGCGGGAGCAGCAUUCGGCGGAGCUCAAGAUUUUGAAGGUGAAGCCUGAAGAUGCUGGCAUGUACAAGUGCAGGGCUGGAAACGCGGAGACCGAAGCCACGCUGACUGUUGAAGCCCGCAAUGUAGAAGUACUCAAACACCUACAGGACGUGGAAAUUGAAGAAGAGAGUUCUGCUGUCUUUUCCUGCGAGCUGUCCCACGAUGACGAGGAUGUGGAAUGGUUCCUCAACGGCAUCCUCCUUUACACCAACAAUUUCAAUGACAUCAGGAAUGUUGGCAAUUGCUACAUGCUGACGAUGAAGCAGGUCAAACCUGAGGAUGCUGGCACAGUGACGAUGAAGUCAGACAAAGUGACAGAAAGCGUGCGUCUGAAGGUGAUAGAGAAGCCUGCUGUCUUCAUGAAGUCCUUGGACGAUGUUUUUGGUGAGGAGCGGGGUGUGAUUAAACUGGAAUGUGAAGUCUCCAAAGAGAAGGUCAAACCUGUUUGGAAAAAGGAUGGAGUGAAGCUCAGUUCUGGUAACAAGUAUGAGCAGAUACAGUCUGGGAAGACCCUGUGCCUCCUUAUCCAUGACCUUGAAAAGACAGAUGCAGGUUUAUACACCUGUGAUAUUGGCACUGAUGUUGCCAAGUCAAAGGUCAGCAUUCAGGAACUGAACAUUGGCAUCACAAAACGUCUGAAGAAUACUGAAAUCCAGGAGGGAGAAGAUUGCACUUUUGAGUGUAUUUUGUCCCAUGAAAGCAUUGAUGACUUCAACUGGACACUGAAUGGGAGCAAACUGGAAAGUGGUGGGCGAUUUAGAACCUCUAACAUGGGUCGGAAAUAUAUACUCAGUAUCAAAAGUGUGAUUCCUGAUGAUGCUGGGGAAAUAAUUUUCACUGCCCGUGGUCUAACCUCCAAAGCUGCUUUGGUUGUGAAAGAAAAACCUACUGAAGUUAUAAAACAGCUGGAGGAUAAAACAUCAGCAGCGGGGCAGGACAUCAGCCUGAGCUGUGAGUUGUCAAAACCUGAUGUGAGCAUCAGGUGGUACAAGGAUGGCAAAGCAAUCCGAAAAAGCCAGAAAUACGACUUGCACCAAGAGGGAACACGGGCCAUACUGAUCAUCCAUGAUUCUACGGUCAAGGACAGUGGGGAAUACACCUGUGAGACGGAGGUCUCUAAAACGAAAGCAAGGAUCACAGUGCAAGAAAAACCGAAUUAUUUUGUCAAGGAACUUUCAGAUCUGAAAGUCGAUGAAAAUGGAACUGCAGUUUUUAUGUGCCAGAGUGAGAAAGCUGCAUCCUCUGUGGUCUGGAGGAAAGGCAUAGCUGAACUCAGGGCUAGCAAGAAAUACGAGAUUACACAGAAGGGACAAGUCCUCCAGCUGACCAUAAAGAACUUGGAGAAAAGUGACAGUGACACUUACACUUGCGACAUUGGUGAUGCUCAGUCCAGAGCCAAGCUAGUUGUGCAAGGCCAGAAAGUGCUAAUAACAGAAGACCUGGAAGAUGUCACUGUGUUAGAAGGAGAAUCUGCCAUGUUCAGAUGCAGAAUCUCUCCUGUAGAGUAUAGCAAAGUGCAGUGGUUUUUGGAUAAAACCCCACUCCAUACCAAUGAACUUAAUGAGAUCCAGUCUCAGCCUGGUGGAUAUCACUUGCUAACGUUGAAAAAACUCUCACUGAAGGACUCGGGGGUCAUUACAUUUGAAGCUGGUGAUAAGAAAACAUCUGCCAGUUUGGUUGUUAAAGAGAAGCCCUGCAUCUUCACAAAGGAGCUGGUUGAUACUGAAGUCACUGAGGGAGAGGAUGUGAUCCUUCACUGUGAAACCUCCAAAUCAGACAGCGCUGUAAAGUGGUGCAAAGAUGGGAAGAGCCUUAGGAAUUCUUCCAAGUAUAACAUCAGCCGGUCGGGAUUUGAAGCCAAGCUUGUCAUUCACAGGGCAGAAGAAAAGGACAGUGGCAGAUAUGAGUGUGAGGCUGGAGCAGCUAAAAGUAGUGCGGUUAUUACUGUCAAGGAAAUACCAGUUCUUUUCAAGAAAGAGCUCCAAAAUGAAGAAGUUAAAGAAGGGAAACAAGUCAAGCUGACCUGUGAGCUCAGCAAACCUGAUACCCCAGUGAAAUGGAUGAAGGGAAGCACUGUUCUCUAUGCCAGUGAGAAGUAUGAAUUCAAGCAGCAUGGUACUGUGGCAGAGCUCAUUAUUCGAGAUGUCAAAUCAAUAGACUCUGGAGACUAUACCUGCAGCACUGGAGAACUGAAGACCACGGCUCGGGUGAAAGUAAAUGCUGUGCCUGUCCUUUUUAAACAAGCCCUGGAGAACACAGAAAUGGAAGAAGGGAAAUCUGUCUCCUUGCGCUGCGAGCUCACAAAAGCUGAUGCCACUGUGGUGUGGAAGAAGGGAGAAGCCACGCUCCAGGCAAGUGCCAAAUAUGAAAUGAAGCAGAAGGGGACAGUGGCAGAGCUGGUGAUUCAUAAUACAGAGCCAGAAGAUGCAGGAAGAUACACCUGUGACACUGGAGACCAGCAGAGUACAGCCCAAGUCAAAAUCCAUGCCCUGCCAGUCCGUUUCAAAAAAGAGCUGAGGAACGAGGAAGCCACCGAGAGCGGGACGGCCACACUGCAGUGCGAGCUGAGCCAGGCGGUGGGCUCGGUCGAGUGGAGGAAGGAUGGGAAGGUGCUGAUGCCAAACGACAAAUACAAAAUGAGACAGGAAGGGCGUUUUGUUGAGCUGGUUAUCCAAGACCUAGACCUGACGGAUGCUGGGAGCUAUACCUGCGUGUGUGGAGACCAGAAGACAACAGCUGCUUUGAGAGUGAAUGCCUUGCCUGUCCUCUUCCAAGAAGAAAUGUUGAACAAGGAAGCUACAGAGGGGGAGGCAGUCACUUUGCACUGUAAACUGAGCAAAUCGGCCCCGGUUGAGUGGAGAAAGGGGAAUACAGUCCUCAAGCCAAGUGAAAAAUACAAAAUAGAGCAGGAAGGUCCCUUUGCAGAGCUGAUGAUCCGGGAUUUGGACUUGGCAGAUGCUGGUGAUUACAGCUGUGUAUGUGGAGACCAACAGACUACAGCUGCUUUGACAGUAAAUGUUCUGCCUGCUCUUUUCACCAAAGAACUGACAGAUGAAGAAGCCACAGAAGGUAAAAGCGUGUCUCUGCAGUGUGAGCUGAAUAAGGCUGCUGCUAACGUGGAGUGGAAGAAGGGAUUCAAGACCCUCAAAUCAAAUGACAAAUACAAAAUGAAGCGCAAAGGUGUUGUUGCUGAGCUUAUAGUCCAAAAUCUAGAAAUGACGGAUGCUGGAAAUUAUUCCUGUGUGUGCGGAGACCAGCAGACUAUGGCAGUUUUAACAGUACAUGCUUUGCCUGCAUUUUUCAAAGAAGGAUUGAAGAACAGAGAAGCCACAGAUGGUGCAACAGCCACUCUGCACUGUGAGCUGAGCAAGGUCGGUGUCCCGGUGGAGUGGAAAAAAGGGGACAAGACACUCAAACCGAGUGAUAAGUAUAGGAUGAGACAAGAAGAUUCUGCUGCAGAGCUGUUGAUCCGAGAUCUGGUGGUAGAAGAUACAGGAGAAUAUACCUGUGUGUGCGGAGAUCAGAAGACCUCGGCUGUCUUGACAGUCCAUGCAUUGCCUGCACUGUUCAAAAAAGAACUUGUCAGUAUGGAAGCCACAGAAAAUGGGACGGCUGUUCUGCAGUGUGAGCUAACUAAACCUGCUCCGGUGGAGUGGAGGAAAGGGCACAAGGUGCUCAAGCCUAGUGAGAAGUACAAAAUGAGACUGAAGGAUACCAUUGCUGAGCUGACAGUCCACAGCCUGGAGGAACAAGAUGCGGGAGAUUACACAUGUGUGUGUGGAGACAAGAUGACUACUGCAUCCCUGACGGUGCAUGCCCUUCCCCCGCAUUUUACAAAAGAGUUGAAGAAUGUGGAAGCCACAGAAAAUGGCACGGCCACUUUCUGCUGUGAACUGAACAAGCCCACAGCUGCUGUGGAGUGGAGGAAAGGAGACAGAGCCCUGGGGACAGGUGACAAGUUCACCAUGAGAUGCGAGGGCACAACUGCUGAGCUGGUGAUCCGUGAUUUAGAUCUGACAGAUGCUGGAGAUUACACAUGCUGUUAUGGAGAUCAGAAAACCACUGCUGCACUAAAAGUGAAUGCCUUGCCUGCGCACUUCAAGAAAGAGAUGGAGAAUGAAGAAGCCACAGAAGGUGAAACAGCCACUCUGCAGUGUGAGCUAUCUAAGGCUGCCUCGGUGGAGUGGAAAAAGAAACAUAAAGUGCUCAAAUCGAGUGAAAAAUAUACUAUGAGACAGGAAGGUACUACAGCACAACUGCUAAUCCAUGCUUUAGAAGUCAAGGAUGCUGGGGAGUACACCUGUGUGUGUGGAGACAAGAAGACUACUGCAGCACUGACAGUGCAUGCCCUUCCUGCUCUCUUCAAAGAAGAGUUAAGACAUGAGGAAGCCAUGGAGGGUAAAGCAGUCACCCUGCGCUGUGAGCUGACCAAGACCGCUUCAGUGGAGUGGAAAAAGGGACACACAGUACUCAAACCUAGCGAGAAAUACAAAAUGAGGCAGAAGGAUGUCACUGCAGAACUGGUGAUCCAUGAUCUAAAUGAGUGUGAUGCUGGUGAUUAUACCUGUGUGUGUGGGGAUAAGCAGUCCACAGCUUCCUUAGUAGUACACGCGCUGCCUGCACGCAUCAAGGAGAGUCUGAAGGAGGAGGAGGUAACCGAAGGUCAAGCAGCCACUCUGCGCUGUGAGCUGACCAAGGUUGCUCACGUAGAGUGGAGAAAGGGCAGCAGUUUGCUCAAAGUCAGCGACAAAUACAAAAUGAGGCAGGAGGGCACGGUCAUGAAGCUGCUUAUCCAUGACGUAGAACUGAAAGAUGCUGGAGAAUACACUUGUGUGUGUGGAGAACACGAGACAACAGCUGCCUUGAUAGUGCAUGCCCUGCCUGUGCUUUUCAAAGAAGAACUGAAGGACCUGCAAGCCAUGGAAAGCCAAACAGCCACCCUGCGCUGUGAGCUGACCAAGGCUGCUGCUGUGUCAUGGAAGAAAGAAAACAAAAUACUCAGGGCAAGUGAAAAAUACGUCAUGCGGCAGGAUAAUGCCCUUGCUGAGCUGGAGAUUUGUGAUCUAGAGCUGCAAGAUGCGGGAGAUUACACCUGUGUGUGUGGAGACCAACACACCACAGCUUCUCUGACAGUGAAUGCCCUGCCGGUGCUUUUCAAGGAAGAACUGAAGAAUGAAGAAGUCCAGGAAGGAGCAUCAGUCUGUCUGUGUUGUGAAUUAACCAAAACAGCUCCAGUGCAGUGGAAAACAGGAUCCAAAGUGCUCAAAGCAAGUGGCAAAUAUCAAAUGAGACAGCUUGGCACCACUGCAGAGCUGGUCAUUCAUGACCUAGAAGUAAAAGAUACUGGAGAUUAUAUCUGUGUGUGUGGUGACCAGAAGACAACAGCAACCUUAACAGUUCAUGCUCUGCCACCACUCUUUAAGGAAGAGCUGAAGAACAAGAAAGCAGAAGAAGGUGGAGAAGUCACCCUGCACUGUGAGCUCACCAAGGCUGCUCUGGUGGAGUGGUGGAAGGACCAGAGGAUUCUUAAAGCGAGUGAUAAAUACGAAAUGAGGCAGGAAGGGACCAAGGCAGAGCUGGUGAUUCAUGAAAUAGCUGAGGAGGAUGCAGGAGACUACACCUGUAUGUGUGGAGAGCACCAGACUACAGCUGUCUUAACAGUACAGGCCGUGCCUCCGUUUUUCCAAGAGGAAAUGACCAGCAAGGAAGCAGUAGAAGGUGGAACGGCCACGUUGCACUGUGAGCUCAGCAAGGCGUCUGCCCGUGUUCGGUGGAAGAAGGGCCAUUGCGCCCUCACCUCGGACAACAAGUACAGCGUGAGACAGGAGGGCUGUGUAGUGGAGCUGGUCAUUCAUGAUUUAGACUUGAGUGAUACUGGAGAUUAUACCUGUGUGUGUGGAGACAAGACCACCACAGCUGCCUUAAGAGUGCAUGCACUGCCUCCAGAAUUCAAAAAACCCCUGAAGGACCUAGAAGCUGUAGAAAGUGGGACAGCUGCCCUGCACUGCGAGCUGACUAAACCUGCUGCGGUGGAGUGGAAGAAAGGGCAGGAAGUGCUCAAAGCAAGCAGCAAAUAUAAAAUGAGUCAAGAUGGUGCUGUUGCAAAGCUGAUUAUCCAUGAGCUGGAUGUGGAGGACACUGGAGACUACACUUGUGUGUGUGGAGAUCAGCAGACAACUGCCACUUUGACAGUCAAUGCCCUACCAGCACUUUUUAAACAAGAGCUUCAGAAUACAGAGGCAAAAGAAGGUGGUACAGCAACACUGAGGUGUGAGCUUACCAAGCCCAAGGCUCCGGUAGGGUGGAGGAAAGGAGAUACUACUCUCUACCCUGGUUUGAAAUAUGAGAUGAAGCAGGAGGGCUCCACUGCUGAACUAGUCAUUUAUGACUUAGAACUGGAUGAUUCAGGAAAGUACAUCUGCGACUCUGGACACCAGCAGACAACGGCUGUGGUAACCGUGCAUGCACUGCCUGUCACAUUUAAGCAACACCUACAAAAUAAGGAAUCAGAGGAAGGAAGUACAGCUACGUUCCGCUGUGAGCUGUCGAAACCCAAUGCUGCAGUGGAAUGGAGGAAAGGAGGAGUGGGGCUGCAGCCCAGCCAGAAAUAUGAAAUGAGGCAGAGGGAAUGCCUGGUAGAGCUCUUAAUACAUAAUCUUAAGUUAGAAGAUACAGGAGAAUACAGCUGUGAUACUGGGGAUCAGGAAACCAAGGCAUCUUUAAAUGUGAGAGCUCUGCCAGUUCUUUUCAAAAAGGAGCUCAAAGACAAGGAGGCAGAAGAAGGAGCUGCAGUGAAAUUCCAGUGCGAGCUGACAAAAGAUAAUGCAACAGUCGAAUGGAGGAAAGGCACCAUGGAGCUCUUCCCGUGCGCCAAAUACGAAAUGAAAUUAAGUGGUUGCACAGCUGAACUUGUAAUUCAUAAUGUAGAACCAGAAGAUGCCUCUGAUUACACGUGUGAUACAGGAGACCAGCAGAGCACAGCAGUCCUCAGAGUGAAUGCCAUCAAACCCCAGCUGAAGCAGCACCUGAAGAACGAAGAAGCGGAAGUGGGAGGAACAGCCAGGCUGCGCUGUGAGAUUUCCAUUAGCAAAGCAGAGGUGGAGUGGAGGAAAGAUGGGGCCAUUCUUCACUCCAGCUCCAAGUACGAAAUGUGGCAGGACGGCACCCUCCGCGAGCUGCGCAUUCACCGCCUGGAGCCUAGCGAUGCAGGGGAGUAUUCCUGCAAGGCUGGAGAUGAGACGAGCUCUGCAAAACUGACUGUCAAAGAGCCUGACGUGACCAUUGUGAGUGGCCUGAAGGACAUGGUGGUGGUUGAAGGCGAUGAUGUCACGUUUCGGUGCCAGGUUUCUCAUGAGAAUGCAAGAGAUGUUGAAUGGAAGCUACAGGAUGUUGCUCUGCAAAAUAAUGAAAUGAAUGAGAUCUCAGUGGAAAAAGGAAAAAUUCACACCCUGACAUUAAGGAAGGUGACUGAGCAGGACAUUGGCACCAUCACUUUCCGAGUGGGACCCCACACGUCAACGGCAGAGCUCACAGUAAAAGUGCCACCUCCAGUCUUCAAGGAGAAAUUACAGAGCACAGAGCGGCAGGAGGAAGAAACAGCCAUCCUCCGCUGCGAGGUCUCCCAACCCAACGCCACAGUGAAGUGGAAGAAGGGUGCCCAGGUGAUCUCCCCGAGCUCCAAGUAUGAAAUCAGGCAGGAAGGAACAAUCCAUACUUUAAAGAUUUAUCACUUAAAACCAGAAGACUCGGGCAAAUACACCUGUGAUAAUGGAAACGAACAAACGACAGCCACCUUAACUGUUAAAGCUUUGCCAGUAACCUUCAUACAACCACUCCAGAACCAGCAAGCUGAAGAAGGCGGCACCAUCACUUUGAGCUGUGAAAUCUCAAAAUCAAAUGCCACUGUGCAGUGGAAGAAGGCCGGCAGAGUGCUGCGACCAAGUGACAAAUACAAGAUGCGUCAAGCUGGAUCUGUGGCUGAGCUGACAAUUCACAAUCUGAGUGAAGCUGAUGCUGGGGAAUAUGUGUGCGACACAGGGGACCAGCAAACCACUGCAGCUGUGCUCGUGAAAGAACCAGCAGCAACCAUAGUGGAGACACUGAAGGACAUCACUUCAUACGAAGGAGAAGACGCAGUGUUCGAAUGCCGAUUGUCCCGGGAAACAACUCAGGACACCCAAUGGUUCCUGGGGGAUGUUCCCCUACAAUCCAAUGAAAUGAAUGAGAUCAGAGUCCAUGGGACACAUCACACUUUGAUCUUGAGGAAGGUGACAGUAGAAGACUGUGGGCCCAUCAGUUUCAAGGUUGGGCAGCAUACCUCAGCAGCACAGCUGACAGUCCAAGUUGCCCCGGUCACCUUUGUAAAGGCGCUCCACAGCUUGGAGCUCCAGGAGGGUGGCACAGCUCACCUGUCCUGCGAGGUGUCCAAACCUGAUGUCCCGGUGGAGUGGAUGAAAGGCACGUCCGUGAUCCGCUCUGGCCAGAAGUGCAGCAUCAAGCAGGAGGGGAACGUGCACACACUGGUCAUUCAUGAUCUGAACCGUGGGGACUCAGGGGAAUACAGCUGCCACACAGCUGAUGAGAAGACCACUGCCAGGCUGGAGGUUAAAGCCCUGCCCGCGCUUUUCAAACACUGGCUGAAAAAUGAGGAGGUGGGGGAAGGGGGCACAGCCAUGCUGCACUGCGAGCUGACGAGACCCAGCGCACACGUGGAGUGGAGGAAAGGAGACACGGUGCUGCAGCCAGGCGACAAGUAUGAGAUGCGGCAAGAGGGGACGCGUGUUGAGCUUUUCAUCUAUGAUGCUGAGGCUCAGGAUGCUGGUGAUUAUACGUGCGACUCAGGGGAUCAGCAGACCACUGCAUCAUUGCAAGUUAAAGUACUGCCCGUGCUGUUUAACAAAGAGCUGCAAAACGUGGAGUCUGAGGAAGGGGGAACAGCUGUCUUGCACUGUGAGAUCUCCAAGCCAGAUGCUCCCGUUGAGUGGAGAAAAGGAGGGGUGGUCAUUCAGCCCAGUGACAAGUACGAGAUGAAGCUGAAAGGCAGCGUUGCUGAGCUGAUCAUCCAUGGCGUCGAGCCCGAUGACUGCGGGGAUUAUACCUGUAGCACCGGAUACGAGAUCACCACAGGUUCUGUGUAUGUGCAAGAAGAAGCAGCAGUCAUAGUUUCUGGUUUAAAGAACACAGACGUCUUUGCGGGUGAGUCAGCCACGUUCACCUGCGAGCUCUCGUACCCGGGUGUGAAGAACGUGCAGUGGUGGCUCGAUGGAACUCCACUUCACAACAACUUUGUGACUGAAAUCUCUGAGCAGGACGGGAUGAUCCACACUUUAAUCCUAAAUGAUGUGGCGUGCCAUGACUCGGGCACUGUCACCUUCAGAGCUGGGUCCCUUAUAUCUUCAGCUAAAUUAUUAGUCAAAGAUCCAACCAUUGAAGUGGUCAGUCCCAUGCAGGAUAUAACUGUUGAUGAAGAUGGCACAGCAGAGUUCAUAUGCCAGUAUUCUAGGCCAGUACACGCCAUAUGGAAGAAAAAUGAUCAGGAAAUACAUGCAGAUGGGCAGCGAGUGAUUAUCAUUCAGGACUGGAAUGUAAGCAUGCUAAAAAUUAAACCUACGGUACCAGAAGACACUGGCAUCUAUUCUUGUGAAGCUGAAGGCACUAAAGUGAUGGCUACACUUGAUGUUCAAGCCAAGAACAGCAUUGUCCAGGGCUUGGAGAACGUGGAAGCGGUGGAAGGAGGGGAAGCCCUGUUUGAAUGCUAUCUUUCCAAGCCCGAGUGCUACAAUUACAACUGGCUGAUUGAUGAUGAACCUGCCCAAACUACAGAAAACACUGAGAUGGUUUACUUUGAAAAUGGGCGCCGGCAUCUGCUGCUGCUGAAGAACCUAACUCCCCAGGACAGCUGCAGGGUGACUUUUAUGUGCAACAACGCAGUGAGCUCAGCCUUCCUGACGGUGAAAGGAUGGCGCCUGCAGAUCUUGCAGCCUCUCACAGAUGUGGAAGUCUCUCCAGGGGAGAAAGCUACGUUUAGCUGUGUUCUAAGUGAAGCUGUGCCAAUUACUGAAGUUGCCUGGUAUAGUAAUGACACAGAGAUCCAGUCAGGUGAUGACUGGGAGAUGCAAGCAGAAGGAAACAAGUACAAACUUAUUCUGAAAAAAGCCCAAUCGCAUCAUUCUGGAGAGGUGACCUUUGCUUCCAGGGAAGCAAUAGCAUCAGCCAAGUUAUCUGUGCUAGCCCACCCUGAUCCACCUGAAGAACCCGAAGUUUUAAGUAAGAACAGCAACUCUGUAACUCUGUCUUGGUACAAGCCGUUGAGCGAUGGUGGUUGUGACAUCCUAGGCUACAACGUGGAGAGGAAAAUCCCAGGGGUUGGCUGGCAGUCAUGCAGCAAGGGCAUUAUUCAAAAAACGGAGUUUAUGGUGGACGAUCUCACUCCAGGUGAACCCUACAGAUUCCGUGUCUCAGCUAUAAACAAAGUUGGGGCCAGCGAGCCGGUGCACUUCCCUCAGACGGUGUGGCUAGAGCCUCCAGUAACAGUCACCCAGCCUUUGGUGGGAGGAUCAGUCUUAGAAGGGGAGGUGGCUCGCUUGGAGUGCAGAUUAUCAAGUGAAACUCAAGAGACUGUGACAUGGUUCAAAGGAAAAGAAAAAAUACAAGCUGGAGGGAGAUACGAGAUCCUCUCUGAUGGAAAAAAACAGAUACUCAUUAUUCAUUCAUUUAAACCUGAAGACCAGGACACUUAUACCUGCAUGGUUUCUCCAGAUGUCAAAUCUGUUGCCAGCUUGUGUCUCGAAGUUCCUGCAGUGACAAUGCUAAAAGAGAUUGCCAGGGAAGAAGCCCCUGCUAGCCAGCCAGAAGAGCUGGUGGAUGGCCACGUCCAGCCCAGCUUGCCCCCUGAGGCUGCUCAGGAGGGAGAUCUUCACCUCCUGUGGGAAGCCCUGGCCAAGAAACGCCGGAUGAGCCGGGAGCCCACCUUGGAUUCCAUCAGCGAAGUGCCUGAAGAGGAUGAGAAGCUUCAGAAGCUGAGGAAGGAGGAAGCAGAGAUGUCUCACUAUUACUCUGAGGAGUACUCCACAUGUGAUGAGCUGGCUAGGACAGGAGAAGCAGAUUUCUCUUUCACAAGCUCAGAUGAUGAGUCUAGAGCUGGGACUCCUUCACUAGUAAACUACCUCAAGAAAGCUGGGAAGGCAAGUGUCAGUGUUACUAGCAAGGUUCAGUCCACCUCCACAGGCAAAUUAUGGAAACAGUGGGAGAAAUCCAAUGUGGAGACUGUUGCGGCUGCCCCAGCUGCUAAGCCAACCGAACCAGAAACACCAGAUUUAGAUGAUCCUUCCAUGAACAAGGCUGCUGUGAAGAUCCAAGCUGCUUUUAAAGGCUACAAAGUCAGGAAAGAGAUCAAGCAACAAGAAUGCCCCGUGUUUACUGAGACCUUCAAAGAUUUCUCGGGUGAGCCUGGAAGCACUCUCCACCUUGAGUGUGUGGCCCACAGCAAAACCGAUAUGAAAGUCCGUUGGCUGAAAGACGGGGAAGAGCUCUCAGAUGGUCGCUACUAUCACAUAGACAAUUACAGUGAUGGGACCUGCUCUUUGAUUAUCACCGGCCUGGACAGGAAAGAUGCGGGUAAAUACACCUGUGAGGCAUCCAAUAAAUUUGGCAAGGUUUCACACAGUGCAAAGGUGGUUAUUGGCACUCAGGAACCUCAGGUUCUUCAUAAGGAGAAGCGGGUUAAACAAAGCACUGACAGCGAGACGGAGAGCUCGUCGGGCAGCGAGCUGGAUGAUGCUUUCCGUAAAGCAGGAAGGAGACUUCAUAGACUCUUCAGGGCCAAGAUCUCAACAGAGAUCUCUGAUGUGGAGGAAGAGCUCUUUGUCAGUGCAGAUGAAGGCGACAUAGAGGUGGUCGACCAUCAGACAUAUCGUGAGGAUGACCAGUACAUCUACAUCAAGUUUGAAAUCUUGUCUGAGGCAAAAAAUGCCGCCACUCGAUUCAGAGAGAUGUUUGGUGCUCUGGGAAUUCCUGUGGAGAUUGAUAUUUUGGAGCAAGGCCCUAAAAAAAUUGAAUUGCGUAUUGGUAAAGCAACACCACCCGCCCACGGGAAGUUUGCAUCACCAGUCGUGAGACCUCCACCACCUUUGCUGACUUCUGAUACAGCUCCCAUGUUCAUGACUGAGCUCCAAAACCAAGAGGUGCAAGAUGGAUAUCCAGUCAGCUUCGACUGCAUUGUCGUUGGCAAACCGCUCCCCACAGUUCGCUGGUUCAAGGACGGGAAAGCUAUUGAAGAAAACGAUCAUUACAUGAUCAAUGAGGACCAGGAAGGGUGCCAUCAGCUGAUCAUCACAGCUGUGGUCCCCACUGACAUGGGUGUUUACCGUUGCCUUGCUGAAAACAACAUGGGAGUUGCUUCAACCAAGGCUGAGCUUCGAGUGGACUUGACCAGCACUGACUAUGAGACGGCAGCAGAUGCCACAGAGACAUCUUCUUACUACAGUGCCAAAGAAUAUAUUUCAAGCCGAGAACAGGAGGAAUCUACCACUGAGGAGGAGCAGUUACCCCAGAUCUUUGAUGAGCUUCAUGAUAUUCAUGUGGCACCUGGAGCAUCACUGGCUAAAUUUCACCUGAAGGUGAAAGGGUACCCGCAGCCUCGUCUCUACUGGUUCAAAAAUGGACAGCCGUUAAAGGCCUCCGACCGCAUCCUGAAGACUGAUAAAAAUGAAUUCCACUCGCUGGAAAUCCGUGACGUCACUAAGGCAGAUGCUGGCCAGUACUCAAUAUUUGUCAUCAACUCCGCUGGUUCUGCAUAUUCAUCGGCCAGGCUGGUAGUCAAAGAUCAUGAUGAGAAAGAAGAGCCAUCAGAAACAGAUUCCCAUGAGCAGCUGAUACCGCCAAGGUUCCUGGAAAGAUUUACCAAUAAAAAGGUGAAAAAAGGUGCAAGCAUCACAUUGUCUGUGAAAGUUGAAGGACAUCCACCACCAACUAUUACUUGGCUGAAAGAAGAGUCUCAGGAAGACAUCCUGUGGAUCAAACCAGAAACUCCUGGCUAUAAACUUGCCAGUUCAAAUAUGCAUCACAGUCUAAUCCUGUUGGAUGUUAAAAAGAAGUACAGUGGAGCUUACACAUGCAUUGCUACCAACAAGGCUGGCCAGUCCAUCUGCACGGCCACCGUGGAAGUUGCAGAUGUGAAAGAGGCUGAAGUUCUGACCCAGGAGCGCGUGAUGGUGUCGGAAGCCAUCAUGACCACACUGGGAGCUAUUCAUCCCUCUGAAACAAGAGAAGGAGACCUUGAAGCUGGUAGAGAAGGUGUACCCAAAAGCCCUAUUUCAUUAGCUGAUGUUGGCUCAGAAGAGUUCUUCCAGAAACUCACCUCACGUAUCUCAGAAAUGGUAUCUGCAAAAAUAAGUCAGGCUACGCUUCGAGUGCCAGGUGCAGAAAGUGAUGAUGAAUCAAAAACGCCCUCUGCAUCUCCUCGCCAUGGACGAUCCAGACCUUCAUCCAUUGCUCAGGAGUCCUCCUCUGAAUCUGAAGAUGGUGAUUCCAGAGGAGAGAUCUUUGACGUCUACAUGGUCACAGCUGACUACAUACCUGCUGCACCUGACAGAGAGACCAUCACUUUGAAAGAAGGCCAAUAUGUGGAGGUCCUUGAUUCAGCUCAUCCUCUGAAAUGGCUGGUCAGAACUAAACCCACUAAAUCUAGCCCCUCUCGACAGGGAUGGGUAUCUCCAGCUUAUCUGGACAAGAAAUUAAAGUUGUCACCAGAGUGGGGAACAACAGAAGCUCCCGAGUUCCCUGGGGAAUUUGUUUCUGAAGAUGAAUAUAAAAGGAAGCUGAGUGUUCUUAUUCAAGAGCUGCUGAUCUCGGAAGAGGAUUACAUUCAGGAUCUCCAGUUCCUCCAGACUCAUCACCUUAAGUACACUGAGACCUGUUCCAAUGUCCCAGGAGCUGUCGCUAGUCAGAAAUCCACCAUCUUCAGAAAUGUUGAUGACAUUGCUCGCUUCCAUUCCAGUGUCUUCCUCCGAGGCUUGCAGAAAUGUGACACUGAUGAUGAUGUGGCCAUGUGCUUUAUCAAGCACGAAACAGAUUUUAAUAAGUACAUCCAGUACCUGGUGGGGAGGGUACAGGCUGAGUCGAUUGUGGUCAGCAAAGCUGUCCAGGAAUUCUACAAGAGAUACACAGAUGAAAUUUUAACUAAUGAAGACCCUUCACAGCCACUUAUCCCACCACUGCAGCACUACCUGGAAAAACCCAUAAACAGGAUCCAGCAGUAUCAGACUAUAAUCAAGGAAUUAAUCCGAAACAAAGCAAGAAAUAGCCAAAACUGCACGUUGCUGGAGCAGGCUUAUGCCAUUGUGUCUGCACUCACCCGAAGAGCAGAAAACAACCUCCAUGUCUCACUCAUUGAGAAUUAUCCUGGGACCUUGGAAAGCCUUGGUGAACCCAUCCGACAGGGCCACUUCAUUGUGUGGGAAGGAGCUCCAGGAGCUAGGAUGGCUUGGAAAGGACACAAAAGACAUGUCUUCCUCUUCAAAAACUAUAUUGUGAUCUGCAAACCAAAGCGAGACACAAAGACAGACACCUACAGUUACAUCUUCAAGAACAUCAUGAAGCUGAACAACAUAGAUGUGAACGACCUUGUGGAAGGGGAUGACCGGGCAUUUGAGAUCUGGCAUGAACGGGAAGACUUGGUCCGCAAGUACCUCCUUCAGGCACGUACAGUGAAUAUCAAGAACUCCUGGGUGAAGGAGAUCUGUGGCAUACAGCAGCGGAUCAGCGAGCCGGUCUGGAUACCUCCAGACUUUGAGGAAGAGCUGGCAGACUGUACAGCUGAGCUGGGAGAGACGGUCAAGCUGGCUUGCAAAGUUACAGGAGCUCCCAAGCCAUCUGUCAGCUGGUACAAAGAUGGAAAGCCUGUGGAGGUGGAUCCCCAUCACAUUAUAAUAGAAGAUCCCGAUGGUUCCUGCACAUUGAUCUUGGACAACCUAACAGGUGUUGACUCAGGACAGUACAUGUGCUUUGCUUCCAGUCCUGCUGGAAACGCCAGUACCUUGGGAAAGAUCCUUGUUCAAGUGCCACCACGGUUUGUGAACAAGGUUAGAAAUGCUUAUUUUGUCGAGGGUGAAGAUGCUCAGUUUACCUGUACUAUUGAAGGAGCACCUAGGCCUCAAAUCAGGUGGUACAAAGAUGGUGUAAUGUUGAAGGACACAACUAAAUACCAGACUUUCAGUGAACCACGGAGUGGCAUGGUAGUCUUGGUGGUCAAGAACCCUUCCAAUGAAGAUAUGGGACACUAUGAAUGUGAGCUGGUGAACAGAUUAGGGUCUGCAAAAAGUGGAGCAGAACUUUACCAUCACAGUGCUGCAGCCCUGACCCAGGAGAGGAGAGGAGACCAAGCCAUUACCAUAGAAGGAUUGACUUCCCCAAAGUCAGAGAUGGAGACCACUGUCCAGGCCUCACUUCAGCGUGCUGAUAAGGAGAUCAAGACAGCUCUAAAGAAACUGGUGGACUCAGCGUCACUGCUGGUGACUCUUCCCCCAGGCAUGCGAGGAGGAGCCGGUGGCCUUGGCCUCCCUGGGUCCGUUCCUUCAGACCCAGCAGCCGGGCCCUCUGUGCUGGUCCAGGAAGCCGGUACCCAAACCCAGGCAGCGGGAGGGCAUGACGAAGCCCAAAGGCAGAUUCCCCCUGAAGAACCAAGUGUGCCAAAGCCCAGCCCCAGUCCUGGCCAUGAAGGGGCAGCUGCUGGAGAUGAAAGCGUGCAGGAACACACUGUUCCUAUUACCAGAACAUCACCAGCCACAGGGGCAGGAGACUGGUACAGAAGAGAAGGAGAUGUGGUCUGGGAUGUACACAGUGAAGUUUAUAUUGAGACCACAGAAAGAACUUGUGUGUAUAAGACUGAGGAGAAGACCCCAAAGACCCCAACAAGUCCUCCCUAUAUGCAAGUGACAAUAGAGGAUGUGCAGGUGAAUUCUGGGGAGCGUGCCAAAUUUCAGGCAGUCAUUGAAGGAACCCCUCAGCCUACUGUUUUGUGGUUUAAGGGCACUUCAUUGCUGACGGACAGCGACAGGGUCCAUCAAGGGAAGGAAGGAACAACGUAUUUCUUAGUCGUGGACGAUGCUGUCUCAGAAGAUGGUGGUGUUUAUACCUGCGUUGCCAAAAAUGCAGGAGGGGAGGUUUUGUGCAAAGCAGAGCUUAUUGUACAUGAAGCUAAGAAAGACCAAGCAGCAAAGAAAGUGGCCACCAGGAGAAAGCUCCAUUCCCUUUAUGAGGUUAAGCAGGAGAUUGGAAGGGGUUGCUUCAGCUUUGUGAAACGAGUUGUGCACAAAGGGAACAGAGUGUCUUGUGCUGCCAAGUUCAUACCUCUGCGAAGCAAAACGAAGGCUCGAGCGCAUCAAGAGAGGGAUAUUCUUGCCUCUCUGUCCCAUGACAGAAUUACCAGGCUCCUGGAUCAGUUUGAAACACGGAAAACACUGAUUUUGAUUCUGGAGUUAUGCUCCAGCGAAGAGCUCCUUGACCGUUUAUUCAAGAAGAGUGUUGUCACUGAAGCAGAGGUCAAAUUGUAUAUCAAGCAAAUCUUGGAAGGAAUCAGAUAUCUUCAUGACAACAACAUCCUUCAUUUGGACAUUAAGCCGCUGAAUAUCCUCAUGGUUUAUCCUGAAAGGGAAGACCUUAAGCUCUGUGACUUUGGAUUUGCUCAGAAGAUCACACCGUACGAGCCUCAGUUCAGCAAAUACGGGUCUCCAGAGUUCGUUGCCCCAGAAAUUGUUUCUCAGUCACCAGUGUCAAAAGCAACUGAUAUAUGGGCCGUUGGAGUCAUCACAUAUUUAAGCCUAACGUGCAAGUCUCCAUUCGCUGGGGAGAACGACAGAGGAACUCUUCUAAAUAUCCAAAAUGGGGAAAUUUCAUGGACCAUUCCUGAUUUUGUUCACUUGAGUGAAGAUGCAAAGGACUUUAUGAAAAGGAUCCUGCAGCAGCACUGCGAAGACAGGCCUAGUGCUUCGGACUGUCUUUCCCACACGUGGUUCAUGCAUAAUGUCCCCCUCGAAGAAGCUCAUUUCAUUAAUACCAAACAGCUCAAAUUCAUUGUGGCUCGGAGCAAGUGGCAGCGGUCUUUGAUGUGCUAUAAAUCCAUACUGGUGAUGAGGUCUAUCCCAGAAAUCCUAGAAAGGACUCAUGACAACACCUCUCUGGCCAUCUCCCGACACCUUGUUGAAGAAAGCACUUCAUCCAGUACCAGCGGCUCCUCUUCAGACAACGAGAACUCACAUUUCCCCAAGAAGAGGCACUUUGGCUCUACCCCUGAACUGCACUUGUCGGUUUUUGAUGCACUGAGCCAUCAGGAACCUCCAAAACAUGCAAGUGAAGACAAGCACUCCAAAAUCUCAGUCCCUCCAGUAAAACCCAUGAGGAGGAAGUAUGCUUCAAUGAAAGCUGAGGUGGGGGACAAAUCACCUAUGGAAAGCACAGAGCUCAUGGCAAGUAUCUUAAUGGAGAAAGAGGAGGGGCUCCAUCCCAGACUUCAAGAUGAAAGAGCAGAGCAGUCCCAAAGAGGCAAUGCUGCUGAGUCUUCAUCAGUGAGGACCUCCACAGAAAGCACAUCACAGCUGUGUCAGAAAGAAAAAACAGACACAUUUUUGUCUGUUAAGGACAGAAUUGAAAAAGCUGGGGAUGGGACAGAAAAGCCACCUGUCUGUGUUCCUAGACAGAGUGUCAUUAAAAGCACGUUCUACAGCCAAGCAGCUGAGCUACCUGCAAGGGGGCCUUCCUCACCAGGCAGGGAGUUCAGAAGACACCUGGACAGAGCCAGAAGGACCUUCCAGAAAGCUGGAUAUUCAAAGGUGCCCAUCAGUGGUCUCCGUGAACCCCUUCUAGAGCAGUUUGAACUGGAAGAAGAAGAAGGGAAGUGUGGCAAUGGAGAUGAUCACAGGGAAAGUCUGCUUGGUUCCUUGACCAAAUCGGCUUCAUUUGAUACGGCAAGGAAACCACCACACCCUGCCAUUGCUGGUGCUAGCCGAAGCCGUUCCCUGGAUGACUACAGGCUGAGAGCCUCAAGAUCAGUGAGGGAACAAGAUAUUUUGGAAGAAGAUUGUGAUAUAUUGUCACAGGAAAGUUGCCCUGAAGGCAGUGACCAUUGUGACAGCUCUACGGGGCCUGGCAAGGAAUGUUCUGUAGACACUUCAAAGCAAGAGGACUUCAGGAAAGCCAGCAAGGAUUGUUCCGAAGAGCAGCCCCCUCCUUCCACACAGUGUGAGGGUAACAGGUGCUCGGCUCUUCUUGUGCAACCGCUGGAGUCACUUCCAGUGACACCUCAUAGGAGUGAGAAUAGGAAACAUUUACUGAAGAAGUCAAAAGCUACUUACAAUGAGGAGGAAGCUGAUAAUCUGGAAGGCAAAAGCCCCGUUCUAACUGCCCAACGCUCAGAUGUAACUGCAUCAUCAGCCCCAAAACAGGAAAGCAUGGAAGAUAAACCCUCCCCUGGCCAUGCCUCUGAUAUUGUUUUUCAGGAGGGCAAGGAGUCCGUUUCGACUCCCACAGAGCCAGAGGUCACCUCCAAGGCAUCCCCUACAAGUAAGGGAGGCAUGUGUCUGCCCAAGGAGCCUGCUCUCAGUACCGACAGCCAUCUGGAUCUAAGAGGUGGAAGCCUGCUUAGCAAAAGGACAGCCCCAGUGCCACCUUGGAAAGACAAAAGGCAGAAACAUUCACUUGAGAAGACUUCUGCUCAUAGUGUUACCAAACCUGAUCUCACAGAGCAUGAAAGCUCUGCUGUUUUAAUGGGCCCACAAAGAGAAACAGAUUCACUUCAGGUAUGUAAAGCCAAAAGUCAGGAACUUCCUGGUCAAAGUGUUCCAGCAACUACUGUCUUGGUGGACAAACAGCCAGGUACCCUAACUGCUCUGUACGCGGCUGAUGAAGGUGCUUAUCAGAAGCUGAAGACCUAUGAAGAAGUGAAAUCUGCUGUCCUGGAGGAUGAAGGACAAGGUAUUACAGGAACCACUCCACUGUCAGCCCAUGACGGUGAAAGCCAAGCACACAAGAGGGCUCCUGUUCACGCAGACACAGCAUCAGCUGUCCUGAAGGGAAAGCAUCUCAUCAUUCCAAAAGUCCCACCACCAAAAUCCAUGCCCAUUUUGGUCUCUGAUGGAGCAGGGCAGGCUGGAAGGGACUGGCCGGCCCAUAGCCAGGAGAGGCUUGCUGCUCCGAGGAGUGAAAGCUCAGCUGUUGCAGCAGUUGUUCCCAGUUCGGUCCAUGAGGCUGAAAUUGAGGGAGCUGAACCCCAGAAGGUUUCUGAAGGCAGUGGCAUGGUGCCUGCUGUUCUGGAGAGCAGACACCCAGCUAGAACUGUGUCCUCCCAAAAUACUGGCCUCCCUUUGGCCUGUGAGAGUGAAAAGCAAGAAUACCCAAAGACAUCACCUCCCAGUGAGGUGGGAUCUGCUGUGACAGCAAGUGAAAGCCAAGCAGCUGGACAGACUACGCCUGCUCCUUUCCCCAAGGCUGGACGUCAGGUGUUUGAGCAGCACAGGGCUGCCUAUCCCUGUGGCAGAGUUUCUGCUGAUCUGGAGGGUGAGCCUCCAGGUGUCUUAACUGCUUCACCACCAGAAGCUGCUCCAGCUUCAGUCUAUGAGCUAGAACAUGAGGAACAUCCAAAGGUUCAUGGUGACGGUAGAGGCAUUGCUUUAGACAGCAGAAGCUGUGAUGUUGGAAAAACUGUCCCAUCACUCCACAGGGAUCAAAGUCAGGAGCUCUCACAUCACAGAUCUUCUUUUUACAGUGAUGAGGAGUCUGCUGUGCUGGAGGGCUUAGUGGAUGAGAUGGUUUCACUCUCUGAAGAGAUGAAUGUUUGGGCAGAGUCAGUUUCUGGUGAGGAGGAAUACAGAAAACACACCUCUCGUCCCACAGAGGUGUUCUACAAAGGCCUAGGUAGCCAAGCACCCAUGGACACCUCCUUCCCUUCUGUACAAGGGGGUAAAAAAGGGGAAGCCUCUGAGCUGGAUGACCUUGCAGAACCUUCUCUUGUCGUGAGUGAGGAGUCGGUGGAAGGGCAGAGAGCACAGAUGGUUCCUCAGGAAUGUGAGCAUCUGGAGGACUUAGCAUUUGAGAGCCCCACUUCCAGCCAAGUGAGUGUUUCCUCAACAGACAGCUUGGAUACUGGAAAAAAACCUGGUCAAGUGUCAGUGAGCAAGGACGCUGGUAAACACCCAGAAGUUUCUUUAGUGAAAAUCAAAGACCUGUCGGAUGAAACACCCAGUCUUGGCAGUGGAACUCCAAAAUUUGACAUAUCAGAGGUAGAGCCUGCCUAUUUGAAUUUCUCUGACUUGUAUGACAUUGUCUAUUUUCCAUUUGAAUUCAUGAACUAUAGGAAGCCUCCACCCAAACCAACUGGCAGACGGUUUAUACCUUUUGGUGAAAGGGCAAGGCCACCUCCUGCAGGACAUUUGCAUAAAGAUAAAAGACUAUGCAUCCGAGAAGAGGCACGGGACAAGAACAGGAAGAACCAUUUGGAAAUAUCUGAGGAUUCAAAAGCAACUAACUUAUUAGCCACGGGGAAAGGGUCAGAGAGUCAUAAAGAGAUGUAUGGCACCCAAAAGGACUCAAGUGGUAAGCAGAAAAGCUCCUUCUACAAGCCAGGACUCUUUAAGCCGUAUGCACGGUCUCAUUCAGUGGAGCAGUCAGUGGAGCAGAGUCUGAAGAAGAAAGUAAAAGCUUCUGUUGCCCAUAUUUCAAGAAUCCUAAAAGGAAAGACAUCUCCUGAGCCAGAGGAAGAGUUUGGUGAGCUGAGAAGUGAGGCAGUAGAAGAAGAGCUGUUAACAGGAGCUGAAGGAUCUCUGAAGAAGAAAUCAGCACUCCCUUCAUUCAAGUUUUCAAGCCUUAUGCCAAAGGAGAAAGCACCUUUGUUCAUUGAGGAGCUCAUCGAUCAGGCUGCUGCCGUCGGACAGUGUGUGACAUUGUCGUGCCGGACGGCAGCUCACUCCUCCCUGCACAUUGACUGGUUCAGAGAUGGGAUACCUGUCCACAGCAGCAGCCGGAUCCUCAUCUCAGCCACGCUCAAAAAUUUCCAGCUGUUAACUAUUCUCUCUGUUAGUGCUGAUGAUUUUGGUAUUUACACUUGUGUGGCCACAAACUCCCUGGGCUCAGCAUCCACCUCUUGCAUCAUAAGAAAAGCAGAGGUGCCUCCCAGCCCUCCGCCCCCUGACAUCGUGGAGGUCUAUGAGGAUGGAGUGCAGGUGGCCUGGAAACCUGUGGAAACCAACAUCCCUGUCCACUAUAGCGUCCAGUGCAAGAGCGAAGAUGGGGAAUGGACGAAUCUUGCUUCUAACAUCGCUGACUGCUGCUACUAUGCCAAAAAUCUCUCCAAGGGGUUUAUCUACUGCUUCAGGAUAGCCUGCACCAGCAAAGCAGGAAUGGGCCCAUACAGCAACCCAUCUGCCAAAGUGAAAAUCGCUGAGAAGGAUCAAAUGGAGCUUCAUGCUGCAAUGCAGAACUUCCCAUCAUCUGCUACUGAAGAAGAGAGUGAAAUAAUGGCACCAUCCGAGCCUUUCCCAACAUACCAGACCUAUGCCUUCCAAACAGAGAUCAAAAGGGGGCGUUUCAGCAUCGUCCGGCAGUGCAGGGAAAAAGUCAGUGGCAAGACUUUAGCUGCUAAAAUUAUCCCUUACUGGCAAGAGGACAAACAGACUGUGCUCCUGGAGUACCAAGUCCUGAGGAAGCUUCAUCACACGAACAUAGCUCAUCUGAAGGGAGCCUACAUCAGCCCACGACACUUAGUGUUGAUCCAGGAGAUGUGCGUGGGACCAGAGCUACUCCACUCUUUGGCAUUACGGACAUCAUACUCAGAAGUGGAGGUCCGAGAUUACCUGUGGCAGAUCCUCAGUGCCAUUGAGUACCUCCAUGCACACAACAUCCUGCACUUGGAUCUCAGGUCUGAAAACAUGAUCAUCACUGAGCCCAACCUGCUGAAGCUCCUGGAUUUUGGCAACGCACAGUUCUACACACCAGACAAAGUUAUUACCAUGGACAAGUGUAUGGACUAUGUUGAAACCAUGGCUCCAGAACUACUGACAGAGCAAGGAGCCCUCCCGCAGACUGAUAUCUGGUCCGUCGGCAUCACAGCCUUCAUCAUGUUGAGUGCCAACUACCCCGUCAGCUCUGACGUAGCCUGCGAGUUCCUGAGAACAACCAGGAAGGGUAAAGUGAAGCUGACACGGUGCUAUGCGGGUCUCUCUGGGGGAGCGGUGUCCUUUCUCCAGAGCACACUGUGUGCAAACCCCUGGGGAAGGCCAUCAGCCUCGGAGUGCCUUCAGAGCCCGUGGCUCCAGGAGACAGGUUUGGACAACAGGCAACAAGCACUGGUUACCUUCCCCACCACCAAACUGAGGAAUUUCCUCACUGAAAGGGAAAAGAAAAGGGGCCUGCUGUGCUCCAAGUAUGGCCUCAUGAUUGCACAGUGACAUGGCUGCAGUGACAGACGGGAAUUGUCUCCCUCCCCCUUUCUGCACUUAGUGUUUGGUACCAGAUAGUCCUGCCAAGUUGCUGUGCAUCAGCUGAGCUGGGGUAACUGCUCUCUGUGAAUGCAAUUUAGCAUAACUGAGCAAAUUAAUCCAUGUAUAUGCAUUACCACAAGGCAAGAACAGAAAUAUAGGCUGUUAACAUGGCUCAGCUGACCAACAGUAAUUUGACAGUAUGUGUGUCACUUGGCUGCACAUUCCCUGGAAUAACGAGGAAAGAUUUCUGAUUGGGACUAGCUACCAGCCCCAGCUUUGCAAAUCUUUCCUUGAGGUCAGAAAGACACCAUGCAUGCAAAUGCUGGGCACUGACUUCUGCCCCUGGCCCUAGGACGUGAUAACCAGACACGCUUACAGAUGUCACUGCACUGCGCAUCCUACAGUCACCACUGCAGCAAGGUGUGACUGGUGGGUUUCUCACCUGCCUUCAAUCCAAAAUAAUUCAACAACCAGUUAUGAAGAGAUGAGUGAAGCACUUUUGAGGGGCUAAUAUUAGACAGCAAUGUGUCUUCAGGCUUUGGAUGUAGAGGUCCAACUAGAUAAAGCCCUGAGCAACCUGGCCUGAGCUGAUAGCUGACCUUGCUUUGAGCAGAAGGUUGGUCUAGAGACCUUCUGAGCUCCCUCCCAACCUGACUUGUUCGGUGACCCCAUCUCUUUGCCAAGUGCCAAACACAAGGCUGGAGUGGUGGGACUCUGCUAGCACCCAUUAGCAGCCAGGCUCAGCAUGUUGCUUUCCUGGCCAAGUACCCCACCAUCCCCAUGGGCCUGACCUGAGAUUAAGCACGGGGUGAGAGGAGGGCAACAAGAGGCUGCAAAGGAUGGAGGUGUUACCUGUGUAACAGUGGUACCAAAGAGGAGAUUGUAACCAAGGCCUUUCAUACGCUGUGAGGAAACUCUUUCCUGCCCAAUUCAUGAGAAACAAGCAGGGACAGUCUCUGUGAAAGCAGCCUUGUAGCUUGACUGUAGCACGAGGUGUGCUGGGGAGCAUAACGGCAAUGGGGGUUUCCAGUAACUGAUAAAUCGCACAUCCUGCUCCUGCAAGAGGCCAUAGCUUGCAUAGCUUUGAGAAGAACUACCGUCCUACCUGGGGCCCAAGUUGACCCUCCAUAUGCCACUCCACUUGGGCAGCCUGGCUCCUGCUCUCUUAGAGCCCAGUCCCAUGCUCAGUGAGCUGUGUGGCUCCACGGCGGGUCACCUGCUCUCCAUGGGCACCUGCACUGUCAUGUCUGCAGAGCUGACCAGGCUCCUCAAAGUUUUCAAGGUUUGAAAACACCACAAAACUUGUUUUUUGGAGCAUGUAUUUGAAGUCUCCCAUUAGACUUAGGUGACAGUUACCCAUCACAUAGGAUCCUACAGUAACACCUCACCUGCCUGACUAUAUCUGCAUCAAUUAUCUUAAAAAUGUGUUAAAGAACGAAUGUACAGAAACAACUCUUGAAUAAACCAAGAUGUGACUUGCUGUA